AUGUUUCGCCAAAUUAUAUGUUUGAUUAUCUCUGUCCUCUCGGUUUUGCAUCAAGUAUUUUCCCGCCAAAGUUGCUGCAUCCCGAAACAAUGGACCGGAGUUGCUACCCAGAAGCUUGGACGAUACGACCAUGACGUUGAUGUUGCGUCACUUGCUGACGUUAUUACUCAUGUUGCGUACAGUUAUGAUGACAGAAAAAUUUCUCUUCAGCAAGAAGUUUACAACAUAACAAUCGGUUUUAAGGAACAAGUUCAUGUGAUUUACGAAUUCAAAGAAGGAAUACAAUAUAUUAUAACCAAUGGAGAUUACUGUAUUUCGUACCCCCUCGGUGGAGAUAUGUGGUCUGGCUGUGUUCCAGACAAUGCAACUCAUCUGGGAACAUACAAUAUUUCCGGUCCCGUGGUUGACAUUUACAGAGUAGCGUCCCUUGGUGGCGGCAUUAUACGAUAUAGUGUUAGCAACCCAUUUUGUUAUCCAACGACAGAGAGUUUACUGACCCCUGGUCCAGUGUAUGAUUUAAAAGUCAGUGUAUAUGAAAACGUAACCGAAGGAAUCAGCGACCCUUCAGUGUUCAAAGUCCCCGUAUUCUGUCACCACAGUCAGAUAAAGAAGAAAUACAUCUCCUCUACUAUCGCUGAAUUGAUUCAUAGUGCCUUUUCCUGGAGAUGAUGGAAAGCUCUUUCAGAUGCUGCUAUGUGUUGCUUCGCAAUCAAUUAUCUUCUGCUGUGGCAUUCAUUAUUAUUUUUUAACUGUUGUCAGUUUUGCCACUUCCUUCUUAGCUAUUUGAUAAAAAAUAAACAUAAAAGAAUUAUGUCUUAAUUUUAAAUU
Molecule: messenger RNA, 828 nt
Organism: Saccostrea cuccullata (small rock oyster)
Lineage: Eukaryota; Metazoa; Mollusca; Bivalvia; Ostreida; Ostreidae
Exons: 5
Coding region: 1-669 (222 amino acids)
Biological process (GO): cell-matrix adhesion
Cellular component (GO): lysosome; extracellular region
Molecular function (GO): calcium ion binding
Source: RefSeq, a predicted model, not a curated record